This is a messenger RNA of Dovyalis caffra, 273 nucleotides long. The record is from the annotation of a GenBank genome assembly. Lineage: Eukaryota; Viridiplantae; Streptophyta; Magnoliopsida; Malpighiales; Salicaceae.
AUGUUGAUGCUUGCCCAUGGUUUACGACAAGUUCCUAAUGGAUGGUGGUUUGGUAGAUAUAUGGAAGAAAAUGGAAAGGUUCAUGGGAGGAAGAGGAAAAAAGGGUUGAGAUUCAGGCAACAAAAUGUUGAUUCAGAUAUUGGCAUAGAUUGCAUGGUUGAAGGUGCUUAUGAUCAAAAGAGGAAAAGAAAAUCACCAGUAAAAGAUAUUGAUUGGGAGGAUUUUAUCAUGGAGACCCCUCUCCUUCAUCAGGUGGAAGAGGAGGAAACAUAG